Messenger RNA from Neurospora hispaniola, 1273 nucleotides. RefSeq names its product putative GTP-binding protein Drab11. Gene Ontology annotation, biological process: exocytosis. Gene Ontology annotation, molecular function: GTP binding; GTPase activity. Gene Ontology annotation, cellular component: recycling endosome; Golgi apparatus. The coding region runs from base 175 to 819 and encodes 214 amino acids. The record is from RefSeq and is a predicted model, not a curated record. The transcript has 5 exons. NCBI's taxonomy places the organism in Eukaryota, Fungi, Ascomycota, Sordariomycetes, Sordariales, Sordariaceae.
CACCACUGAUCGAACCCGAACUCACAUACAUCGCAUUGCCCUUGACUUUGUCUGCAUACAGUACAACUAUCAACGCGACAACCACUUGCCAGACAUUGCCUCAGCCCAUCGCCAGCUCUGCGAAUUCCAGCAUACCCUCUGCCUCCAGCACCUCUGUCAUCACACACCGCAACCAUGGCCAACGACGAGUACGAUUUUCUCUUCAAAGUGGUCCUCAUCGGAGACUCGGGCGUCGGAAAGUCCAACCUUCUCAGUCGAUUCACCCGUAACGAGUUCAACCUCGACUCCAAGUCCACCAUCGGCGUCGAGUUUGCCACCAGAUCCAUUCAGGUCGACUCCAAGACAAUCAAGGCACAGAUUUGGGAUACUGCUGGCCAGGAACGUUAUCGCGCCAUCACCUCUGCCUACUACCGCGGUGCUGUCGGCGCCCUCCUCGUCUACGAUAUCAGCAAGGGCGUGACGUUUGAGAACGUGAACCGAUGGCUGAAGGAACUGCGCGACCAUGCCGACCAGAACAUUGUCAUCAUGCUCGUGGGUAACAAGAGCGAUUUGCGGCAUCUGAGAGCCGUGCCCACGGAGGACGCCAAAAAGUUUGCCGAGGAAAACCACUUAUCCUUUAUCGAGACUUCGGCUCUCGACGCCACAAACGUCGAGCUCGCGUUCCAAAACAUUUUGACUGAAAUCUACAAGAUCGUGUCGACCAAGAACUUCGAUAACGGCCCUAGCGGGUCCAACGAGGGACACCAAAACCUGUCUGGCCAGAGCAUCUCGCUCAGUCAGACCGCGAACGACCCCCAGGCGAAGUCUGGCUGCUGUUAGGAGGUGCUUGAUUCUCCGGGCCGGGAACCGAGUGGCCCUGAAGGGUUGAGGUGCAGGGUGCAGCAGAGUACAACAGGGUGCCGAACCAAGAACGGCGUCACAUAUGUCUGACAUGAAGCAAUGGGAGGCUUAUGAUGAACAAUGAAGAGCAGCAUCGGGGGAAAAGUACGGACGGAUCCUGCCCAGUCUUAUUACAUCACGGUCGCCGAUGGGAUGGUCUGUUUUUCUUUUUCUCUCUAUUUUUUGGGCUUUUGGGGAGGGGGAAAGGAUGCUCGUCUUCCAGCCUUUCCUUUUUGUUGUUAUUACUACUACUACCCCUUUCUUCCCUUUUCCCCCCGUGCUGGUCGUUGGAAUUUUCCUCAAUGUGGUUAACGAAGCCAUCACUUGCGCAUGGGUUACGAAAGAUAUUAUUUAGUUGAAAUGAACUAUGGGCGAUAAACAGCCCUUAACUCAA